AUGGCCGCCAUUCUUUUCUGCUCACUAGCUUCAUUGUUGCUCGCUUUCCUCGGUGGUCCAGCACAUGCAUAUGGCUCCUUGAUUGUGGACGUUGCUCCGGACGCCCCUCGUCCCUACGUGCUUCCCAACCUGAAAGGCGAGGCUGUCGACUUCGGCGGUUUGAUCAUUCGGACUCUUGUUUCCAAUUCCACUUCAGCCGGUGCAUUAUCUGUGCUGGGGGCCAACGCCGGUCCACUUCCUCUCAGUAUAAUCCACUCGCACAAGCAAGUGGAAACAUUUUACACUCUGAAGGGCAGCGUGCAGGUCUUCCACAAUGCCAACCAGGGACGUGAGCUUCGAGCGGACGACUUCGCACUCCUGGCAGCAGGCAGCAAUCAUACCUAUCGGUUUAACGAGCUUGAUUUCCAACUUUCGCUCGUCUUAGCUCCUGGCGGAGUUGAGGGCUUGUUCAAUACCAUUGGCAAUUCUUACAGAUCGUCGGCGCCUUUCAACCCUGAGGAUAAGAUGCAGUUAAACGUUACCAAUGUGUUGGAACUUUUCCCCAGAUACGGCAUCACUCCAGCACUACACAACACCAUUAACCUGGAUUGGACCAACGGAACGACUCAUGACGGCUUGAGCACAUGGCAUGUCACGGACCAAACUUUGCCAGAUGAUGCACACACUCCGUAUUUUGUCUCCAGCAAUCGAGGUCCCAAGUACCUACAGCGAAACAGUGGUCAAGUGGUUCAAAUGCUGGCAUCAGGCAAACAGACCGACAACAAGCUUACCGUGGCGACUGUGGCCAUGAAGCCUGGUACACAGCCUUCACCUGUUCAUUUCGAUGUCCAUCAGGCCUUACAAGUGACUGAGGGUCAGCUCCACCUGGAAAUCAACAAUGAGGCUGUGACCCUGAUUUUCGGAGAUUUGGCAUUUAUUCCGAAGGGCACGUCGUUCAGCUAUUGGUCUACUGUUGGUUUCACCAAAUUUGUUACCUGGUCAGCCGGAGCGGGCCUUGCUGACAGCCUGGUCAAAGGGGCCAAAAAAUGGGAUCAUGCUGUUUGGCCUGCAUAG
Messenger RNA from Exophiala dermatitidis NIH/UT8656, 1053 nucleotides. RefSeq lists its product as uncharacterized. The transcript has a single exon. Bases 1 to 1053 code for a protein of 350 amino acids. NCBI's taxonomy places the organism in Eukaryota, Fungi, Ascomycota, Eurotiomycetes, Chaetothyriales, Herpotrichiellaceae. The record is from RefSeq and is a predicted model, not a curated record.